Molecule: messenger RNA, 738 nt
Organism: Colletotrichum truncatum
Lineage: Eukaryota; Fungi; Ascomycota; Sordariomycetes; Glomerellales; Glomerellaceae
Source: RefSeq, a predicted model, not a curated record
AUGGUCUCUUUCAAGAACAUCGUCACCCUUCUCAUCGCUACCAUCUCCUGCACAGGAGUAAGUGGCGCUUCAGUCCCUCGCCAGUAUGGCGAGAACGGAGUCGCCGUACGCGACGGCGGCUCUUGGAUUCCCAACCCAGCCACUUCAUCUUUCAACCGUCGCGACAAGGAGCAAGAAUGGAAGGACUACCACCGCCAAACUGAGAUCAUGGCCGAGGAGGGAACAUGCCGAGCGUACGCCAAGCCCACAACCCGCGAUCUCAACUGGCCUUGCCGUGAAUACUGCAAGAAAGCCACCGGUGACUACAGCGCCACCUGUUCCAGUGGUCACGUCUGGGAAGACAAGGUCGGGGGCAAGCUCAAGCCUGGCUACGUCCUUCUACCCAACCCCGAUGGCGAGAUGUGGACCUACGGCGGCGAGUGCACUUGCGUCACCAUUCCUCCUGAACUCGCAGAGAAGAUCUCUGAAGGUCUUGAGAACAGCGGUGCUAUCAUCUGCAGUGUAUGGAUGUUCUCCAUCAAGAAGGUCCUCGAGAAGGGGAGCUACCUGAUUCCCGGUGGUGGCCCCGUCAGCAAGGUCGUCAAAGGUAUUGCUAAAUCUGUCGGCAAGUUCGUUAAGGGGGGUAAGGGAUCGAGUGCUUGGGCUUCUAUGGUCAGAGACACCUGCGGUGCCAAGGGCCAUGAUGUGACCAUGGACAUUGAGAAGGCAUUUGACAUGUUCAAGCAGGUCCCUCUCUGA